AAUUUAACCUGGCUUGUGAUCGGUUGGCAGCAAGACCCGGACAGCCAUGUUUGGGAAUGGGUAGGGGGUUGAGGAUACUGGUCUCGAGACUUUCAUUUACUCACACCCGGGUGGACUCACUGAGGACUUUACCAACAAGCCAGAUGUCUCUCUCGGAGAUCACCCCCACGCUGUUCCUGAGCGGCGCCGAUGGAUCCCUGAACCAGCCGCUGCUCCGCCGCAAGUGCAUCACGCUCAUCGUCAACGCCACCGUCACGCACCCGUGCGCCGCCUACCCGGGCGUGGAGUGCGUCCGCGUGGCCGUCUGCGACCUGCCCACCGCCCGGCUGGCCGACCACUUUGAGCGGGUGGCCGAGCGUAUCCACGGCAACAAAACGGGCGGCACGUUGGUGCACUGUGUGGCGGGCAUGAGCCGCUCGCCGGCGCUGGUCAUGGCCUACCUGAUGCGUUACCGCGGCGCCACGCUGCGGCGGGCGCACGCCUGGGUGCGCGAGAGCCGGCCGUGCGUGCGCCUCAACGCGGGCUUCUGGGAGCAGCUGCUGCGCUACGAGCGUCGGCUGUACGGGGAGAACACGGUGAGGGUGCUGGCCCCGCUGGACGACAGGGCUCCGCCGCCACCGCCGGCUACCCCGAGGCCGACGCGGUCGCAGCGGGAGGCGGCGCCGACCUACGGGCCGCCCCGGGCCGGGCCGGUUCUGGCCAGACCGCAGAGGAGGACGGACGCUAGCAAGUCGACGCGUGGCGGCGGCGCUAGGAACCCUCAGGUGUUGAACAGGUUCAUAACGACGUUGUGAACCGGUUCAUCACCUGAGGCCCGGGCUGGGAGCCCGGAGCUGAAGUGCGGACGAGGACUCCUGGCCGUGUUCCGGUGGAUUCCAAGGGAAAACGUGGUCUGGGUCUUUGGGAGGGGGGGGUGGUCCUACACACUCGGAGGAUGUGUUGUAGCCAGCGGCGAAAGCGUCGUCGGGGUGACGCAGAAUAGCAGCCAGCAUUCGCAUGGCGGUGCAGAGCACCAUGUAUCUGUAAAUGUGCAGAAUGCACAACUGUGCAUUCUGCACAUUUACACAACAGUUGCAACAACUGUGCCAUCAGGUUGUAGGGAGGUGCGCGGGGGAGUUGGGCUUAUGGGGA
Molecule: messenger RNA, 1131 nt
Organism: Gadus morhua (Atlantic cod)
Lineage: Eukaryota; Metazoa; Chordata; Actinopteri; Gadiformes; Gadidae
Product: dual specificity protein phosphatase 18
Exons: 2
Coding region: 57-794 (245 amino acids)
Biological process (GO): protein dephosphorylation
Cellular component (GO): cytoplasm
Molecular function (GO): MAP kinase tyrosine/serine/threonine phosphatase activity
Source: RefSeq, a predicted model, not a curated record